Triticum urartu is the source of this 516-nucleotide messenger RNA. Lineage: Eukaryota; Viridiplantae; Streptophyta; Magnoliopsida; Poales; Poaceae. The record is from RefSeq and is a predicted model, not a curated record.
GGUCCUAAAUUGCAAUCUAGUAAUAAGUACAAUUAGAACUAACUCUUCAUUUAUUAACCUUGCAGGUAACAUAUGGCUUUAAAUCCUGUAGCAUGGGUAAACCAGCAUGUGUUAUUACUCGAGUUGUCAUAAGUGUCAUUAGCCAAUUCAUAUGCGGCUAUAGUACCCUACCGCUCUACGCCAUCGUCUCUCAAAUGGGGAAUUCAUUCAAAAAAUCUAUAAUUGAUGGGAAUGUGAAUGAAGGCCUUGUCAACUGGGCCGAAAAGGCAAGGAGAAGCACAAGAGUCCCAAACAGAGCAGCUAUUGAUGCAAAUAGUUCACCAAUUGAUGAGGCAAAUGGCGGCGCAUUUGAAAUGGCAAAUACGCCGGAAAGAUCAUCAGUGGAGCAAGGGACUGCUAGGCUAAUUUAAUUGCAUACAUAGGCUUUAGGACCCCAGUAGGGUAAGAAUGUGUCCACACUAGCAACCACUACAUGCAUGUAUCUAUGAGCGGAAAUGUUAGCAUUAUUAGUGAAAA